AUGGCGGACGAGUACGAUUAUCUGUCCCCGGACUUCGACCUCAACUCCCUCACUGUGCCGCGCCUCCGAUCGAUUCUCGUCAAUCACGACGUCACAUAUCCCGCAUCCGCCAAGAAGGCCCAGCUAAUCCGCAUCCUCGAGGAUGAAGUCCUACCGCAGGCGAAGAAACUUCUGCGGGAGCGCGAGCGAGUACGGAGGACUAGCGCAGGCAUCACUAACAUGCCGAGCCGCGAAACAUCGGUAGUCAGUGAGCGCGCCGCACCAACACCUUCUACUGCUGGGAGGAGAGGUCGGUCAAAAGCCAGCACGCGCGCAUCGACGGUUGAUACGGAAGAUGCGAGCGUCACCGCUACUCCAUCGUCAAGAAGAACAACGACUAGAUCAUCUGGACGACGCUCGCAGAAGCCCGAGCCGGAACCAGUCGACGAAUACCUUGAGACACCUGUUGCUCCUACACUUACACCCCGCGCAUCUACCGUUGGUAAAUCUCGCAAAUCUGAUAUCUUCCAUUCUCCCGAACCGGAACCUCAUUUAUCGGAGAUUAAACCUGAACCUAGUGAUCGAAGCGUCUUUACGGAUGAUAAUCCAUUCCAGAGCGGAAGCUCACCAGCUUCAUGGGAUCCGCGAAAGUCUGGAGGGGCGAGUUCAGAGCGAAAAAGGCACAGCAGCGCACUGUUUUCUACUGGAAAAUCUCCUUACAAGAAUGCACCUCCCCGGAAAUCCGAAACCCCGACCUAUAUUAAGAAUGAGGAGGAUUUGGAUACCGCAGAUCAGUCACUUCAGGCGUAUGAAUCGAAUGAAAUCGACAGCGACGCUGGCGAAGAGUUUACCCCCGAAGAGCAAUUGGCAUUGGAACGCGAGCAAGCCGAUUUGAUGUACCCUCCAAGACCUCCUCGCAAGCGCCCCCAGCAGCAGGGCCCAGUGAGUCGGGCGUUCCCUUGGUUUAUUAUUUUAUCGCUUUUCACAAGUUUCGGUGCUUGGUGGCGUAAAGAGAAGAUUGAAAUUGGAUUUUGUGGUAUUGGAAAGCCUACAUGGUCGCUGGCUGAGACCAAGGUGCCGGAAUGGGCGAGUGUACUUGAACCGCAAUGCGAACCAUGUCCAUCCCAUGCGUUUUGCUACCCGAACUUCGAGGCUCGAUGCGAGCACGAUUUCAUUCUAACGCCCCAUCCAUUAUCUCUUGGAGGCCUUAUUCCUUUCGCACCGGCCUGCGAACCUGACAGUGAGAAGGCACGCCGCGUGAAAGCCGUUGCUGACAAGGCUGUGGAAGCGCUUCGUGAUCGGAGAGCAAAAUGGGAGUGCGGGGAGCUUACCGAGGCCAGUCAAGAGACGGCGGGACCUGAUAUUACAGAGGAUGACCUUAAGGAGGAAGUCGGGAGGAAACGACGGAAGGGUAUGAGCGAUACCGAAUUCGAUGACCUGUGGAAAGGAGCACUGGGUGAUAUCAUUGCGAAAGAGGAAGUUGUUGCCAAAACAGACCCAUCAUCGUCUGUCAUUACCCUCUCAACCUCAUCCGUCGCCCGCCUCCCCCUCGCCUGCGCCUUACGCCGCAACAUCAGGCUCUCUCUCCUCGCGUAUCGACUCCCUCUUUCAGUUUUAAUAAUAUUCUUUGCUGCUGCUGCCUAUGCACGUUCUCGAGUGCUUGCCCGCCGAUCCGACCUCGCUCGUGUACCCGAGUUGGUGGCUACGACCCUUGACCGGCUCGCAACGCAGGCGGCUUUACAUGCGCGUGGUCAGGCUCAUGAACCUUACAUCCCCAUUGGUCAAUUACGCGACGACGUGCUCCGCUCAGAAUUGAGGGGCAACCGUCGCGAGGAGAUCUGGAAGCGCGUUCGCAAUGUAGUUGAGGACAACGCCAACAUUCGGGCCGCCGUCCGCGAAGGGCGUGGUGGAGAUGUUGCGCGCGUUUGGGAAUGGGUUGGAGGCAUCGGCGGCGUUGGAAGACAGAUGGAGGGGAACAGCCCGUCCGCAGAGACAGACAAAGCACACUUCUCUCCACUGGCUGCCACAGAAACCCGAUCCCCUCGUCGACCAGAUGGGCCCCUCGCGAGGAGCCCAAUAGAAGGGGUGCGCAGGUGGGAUGAGGGCAGGCCCAUAUACUAA
Aspergillus versicolor CBS 583.65 is the source of this 2100-nucleotide messenger RNA. RefSeq names its product putative sister chromatid separation protein (Src1). Gene Ontology annotation, cellular component: nuclear inner membrane. The record is from RefSeq and is a predicted model, not a curated record. NCBI's taxonomy places the organism in Eukaryota, Fungi, Ascomycota, Eurotiomycetes, Eurotiales, Aspergillaceae. Gene Ontology annotation, molecular function: chromatin binding. Bases 1 to 2100 code for a protein of 699 amino acids. The transcript is spliced from 2 exons.